CAUCGACAACCCGCGAAAAUGGCUCCCCGGUCGUACUCCAAGACUUACCACGUCCCUCGACGCCCGUUUGAGUCUGCUCGUCUGGACACGGAGCUGAAGCUCGUCGGCGAAUAUGGCCUCCGCAACAAGCGCGAGGUGUGGCGCGUGCAAUUGACGCUGUCCAAGAUCCGUCGUGCUGCCCGUCAACUUCUCACGCUCGAAGAGAAGGACCCCAAGCGUCUCUUCGAGGGCAAUGCGCUCAUUCGCCGUCUCGUCCGCGUCGGUGUGCUCGACGAGACCCGCAUGAAGCUCGAUUACGUGCUGGCUCUGAAGAUUGAGGAUUUCUUGGAGCGCCGUCUCCAGACCUGCGUCUACAAGCUCGGUCUAGCCAAGAGCAUCCAUCACGCCCGUGUCCUCAUCCGCCAGAGACAUAUCCGUGUCGGCAAGCAGAUCGUCAACGUCCCCUCUUUCGUCGUCCGUCUCGACUCCGAGAAGCACAUCGACUUCGCGCUCACCUCGCCGUUCGGUGGUGGACGCCCCGGUCGUGUCAGGAGGAAGAAGGCCAAGGCAGCGGAGAAGAAGGAUGAUGAUGAAGGCGAGGAGGAUGAGGAGUAGAUGCUCCAUACAGGUGCAAUGUCGUGGGAUGAACGAUGAAGCUGGCGUGCUUGGGCAUGGUCUCUACGGUUCACAAAAUUCAAAACUUCAGAUGUCAUUCCGUGUCAAAGUAAGGCUGCAUGACCCGCUGGAAAGAUAAUCAGUGGAUUUAGCUGCAGUGCUUGGAGAUAGGUUCACCUAGCUGCCAGCAUGUUGACAAUUCCUCCACUUUCAUGUCUUGAGCCUCGAUUAACAGUGUGUGCCGUGCUAAGUCGAAAUGCCACAACCACGUGCUUCAAUCUAUGUUCAAACAUCCCUAUAUAAUCAUCCU
Mytilinidion resinicola is the source of this 904-nucleotide messenger RNA. RefSeq names its product 40S ribosomal protein S9. Gene Ontology annotation, biological process: translation; positive regulation of translational fidelity. Lineage: Eukaryota; Fungi; Ascomycota; Dothideomycetes; Mytilinidiales; Mytilinidiaceae. Bases 19 to 594 code for a protein of 191 amino acids. The transcript is spliced from 4 exons. The record is from RefSeq and is a predicted model, not a curated record. Gene Ontology annotation, molecular function: rRNA binding; structural constituent of ribosome. Gene Ontology annotation, cellular component: cytosolic small ribosomal subunit.